This is a messenger RNA of Oncorhynchus keta (chum salmon), 8562 nucleotides long. Its product is annotated as protein ELYS. Gene Ontology annotation, molecular function: protein binding. Lineage: Eukaryota; Metazoa; Chordata; Actinopteri; Salmoniformes; Salmonidae. The transcript is spliced from 36 exons. The record is from RefSeq and is a predicted model, not a curated record. Bases 281 to 7702 code for a protein of 2473 amino acids.
CAAGUGAUGCGCAGUAGCUAGAUCUACAUGGAAAUGGCGCCUGCGUUGAACUCCAGCAAGUGGGCAGAUAUCUCGUAGCGAGUGAAACUAAUUCAGUAGACACGGUCCUUCAUACUUAAACAUUUGUGGGUUUUCGACAGUUGUCCUAAAAAAAACAAGUGUUUACAAGAAAAUCGGAUUAUUAUGACAGGGCCGAGGAAGAGUCCCAACGGAAAAUAUAUCACAUUUGAUUAACUACUAACGUCGUUGGUAGUGCGACGGUCAACAUCAGGUAACGUAUAUGAACAUGCGUGACCUGGCUGCCCAGGUCACCAGCAGCCUGCUGCGUUUCCCGGGGGUGACUGUAGAUGCUCUGGGUGAGGAUGAGAUCACCCUGGACUCUGUGCUUCAUGGGAAGUUCACUGUUGGUCGUAGCGGGCUAGCUUGGCUCGCCUGUGGGCCCCAGCUGGAGGUGGUCCAUGCGGUGACGGGUGAGCGCCUGUCCGCCUACUGCUUCUGUGGCGAUGGAGAGCACCCUCCCAGCGUGCUGGCAGCCAGGGACUUCUGCUGGCUGAAAAGGACCGGGCUGCUGGUGGGCCUUGAGGAGGCACAGGGAAGCAUGCUCUGUCUCUAUGACCUGGGUAUCUCCCGAGUGGUCAAAGCCGUAGUCAUACCGGGCAGGAUCAGGGCCAUCGAGCCCCUGGUGAGCUAUGGCGGGGCCAGUGCCAGCACACAGCACCUCCACCAGAGCCUGCGCUGGUUCUUUGGCGUGGCAGCGGUGGUCACGGACCUGGGACAUGUCCUCCUAAUGGACCUGUGUCUGGAUGACCUCUCCUGCAGCCAGAGUGAGCUGGAGGCCUCAGAUCUGGAGGUUGUGAGUAAGUCCCUAGCUGAGAUCCCCCGGCUACGUGAGCAGGAGACGCGUCAGGGGAGACAUCUCUGUCUGCAGCUGAGCAGCCCCACGGGCACAGGGGCCACGGCUCUGCAGUACAUCCCCCGCACCAACCAACUGGCCGUGGGCUUCUCCGACGGAUACCUGCAACUCUGGAACAUGAAGACGCUCAAGAAGGAGUAUCACUCCCAGCUGGAGGGCGGCAGGGUGCCAGUGUAUGCCUUCACAUUCCAGGAGCCAGAGAACGACCCCCGCAACUGCUGUUACCUGUGGGCCAUCCAGUCUGCCCAAGACCAUGAGGGAGACGUGGUCAGUCUGCACCUGCUCCAGCUGGCCUUCAGUGAGAGGAAGUGUUUGGCCUCAGGAAAGAUCCUCUAUGAGGGUCUGGAGUACUGUGAGGAACGGUACAGUCAGGAGCUGAGCAGCACAGCCUUCCCCCUGAGGGCUCAGGCCACCAACACCCGCCUGCUCAGCUGCCAAACCAUCGAGAAGUUCCGACACCACCCUGACAGAGACGACAGCAUGAACGAAGUUGCGUCUCCAGACACCAGCGUGUCCAUUUUCAGCUGGCAGGUGAAGGCCUACGGACAGGGCAACCCCUCCACUUACAUCGGCGUCUUUGACAUCAACAGAUGGUACCAUGCACAGAUGCCUGACUCUCUGAGAACGGGGGAGUCUCUGCGCAGCUGUCCCUACCUUGCCGUGUGGUCUCUGGAUUCGGUGGUGGAGAUGACGUCACCCUGCCCCCUGUUGGACGUCCUGGUGCACGAGCGCAGCCUGAGCCGCGGCCUGCCCUACACCUGCCCCCCGCCAGAACAGUUCUUCAAACCCACCACAUACAACUUCGAUGCAACCUGUUUGCUCAACACUGGUAUUGUGCACUUAACUUGCUCUGGGUAUCAGAAAGAGACUCUGAGCUUCUUGAAGAAGGCUGCUCCCUGCUCCAGUGAUGUCAUCUCAAAUGGCUACUCUCGCUGCCUGAUGUCCGGCCUGCUCUCCUCUCGCCUGGCUGACGUGCAGCCCUCCAGCCUCUCUCAGGAAGAGCAGUUGGACGCCAUCUUGUCUACAGCCAUAGAGACCAGCUCCUUGGGCCUGAUCACCAGCUGUAUCAAGCAGUGGACCGCUGAGGAGCAACCAGGCUCUGCGGUGAAUCUGCGCUACAUUCUGGAGUGGGCCUGGGACAAGGUGGUUCACACCAAGGAGCAGCUGGAUGGCAUAUGUGCUCCCCUGUUUGACAGCUCAUCUAACUUCACGGACUCCCCGACCCUUCAGCUGCUGCAGCACAGCCAGAGGCUACUGGGGAACCUCAGCACCAUCUUCCACUGUCUGCUCAGAGAGGCACAGGAACUCACUCAGCGAGGUCUGCUGGGUCUCGUCAAUAAGAAUCUGGUGUCCAGCCUUAUCUCUCAGUACGCCCAGGUGGUCCUCUGGUUCUGUCGGACUGGACUCCUGCCCGAGGGCUCCGAUGAGGAUGCUGUGCAGAUCCCUCGGCCCUUCUACAGCUACUCUGUGAACCAGAACUACUACACCAUCCGCAGAGAGGAGCUGCAGCAGCUCUCCAAGGGGAAGUGGUGUGCAGACUGCCUGAUGAUUGAUGGCUUAGUCGCCCAAUGUGGUGAUCGCUUGGUUGACCUGUGGAAACGGGACGAGGGCGGGACGGGACAGUAUCCGCCACCUACGCUACACGGCCUGCUGGAUAUUUACCUCCUGGAGAACAUAGAUGAAUCUGCUAAGCACGCCAUCGUGAUCUACCUGUUGUUGGAUGUGAUGUAUUCCUUCCCCAACAAGAGCGGUGGGUCUGUGGAGUCCUUCCCCACUGCCUUCGCCAUCCCCAUCGGCCUGGUCAAACUGGUGCAGGGCUUCUGGCUGCUGGACCACCACGACCACCAGAACUCCCUGGAGAUGCUGCUGCACCCCACCACCUCCCCGUCCCUAUGGGGCUGGCAGCAUGAUCGCAUCCUGCAAGCUCUCAUGUGCCAGGGGAAACACGGGAUCGCCCUGCGCUACCUCCACGUUAUGAAGCCCCCCCUCUCUUCCACCGCUCAGGCCCAGCUCUGCCUGGCUGUGUUGCUACACAACAGGUGUCUGGUGGAGGCCUGGGCCAUGCUGAGGCAGCACUCCAACAGCCUGAACACGGAGGAGUUGUUAAGUUUCCUCUACCAGACCUGUCAGGAGCUUGGCCUCAUGAAGGAGCUGCUCAAACUGCCCCUGGGUCUGGCUGAACAAGAGUGCUUGGAGAGGUUCCUGCAGGGUACAGGGGGUCUCCAGAACAGAGAGCUACUGAUGAUGCACUACCUGCAGCAGGCUAACUACGUCCCCGCCCUGCAGCUCAACCACACCCUCAAGAUGAACAUGGUGAACGAGAGGGAUCCCAAGCUGAAGGAGAGAACCAAAACCAGGAACUCAAUCCUGGACCAGUACGGGAAAGUUCUUCCUCGGUUCCAGAGGAAGCUGGCCACGGAAAGAGCUAAGCCAUACCACCACCCCGCCACCAUCCUCAGAGAGGUGUCGCGGCCACAGCCGCUGUCGACCAUCGCCAAGCGGUCGGCCAAUGAGAACGUGCUGACCAGAGCGGCGUUCAUCAACAGCGUCCUGUCGAAGAUCGAGGAGGUGUGGGUGGGGAAGAACCCCACGCCCCAGUCCUCCCCACUCAAGAGCCCCAGGGCAGCGGAGGUACUCUUCCCCUCCCAGGAUCUGCCCGAGGCCUUCGUGGGCACGCCUAUCACCAUGGCCUCCAAGAGGAAGUCCAGGGUGUUGGACCUAGUGGUUCACCCCUCUCAGACCACUCCUCCAGAGGGGGCACGACCCCUGCUGACACCCCCUAGGGCAGCUAGCUCCUGGAACCUCCCCAAAAGCAUCAACAAGGCCCCUGAGCUCAGCCUGCUGCAGACCCCACAGGUGGUCAAGCGAGCACGAGCCCUGGCAACGUCCGGUCCUUUGUUCUCGGCCUUCACCCCUCAGUCCAUCCUGCGGAGCAGCCUGCGCCCCACCCCCUCUGCCUCUCCCGGGCGCUCUGUCACCCCCCCACUGUGCCCCAAGGAGAGCCGAAUCACCUUCAUCGAGGAGACUGCCUCGCAGUCAGAGAAAGGCACCCUCCACUGGAGCAACGGGAUCGCAACCGAGAAUGAGAUUAGCCUGCUGACCAGAGGCUCUCCACUGUCAAAGGCUGGACCUGAGGCCUGGACCUCACACUCUGCUGACUAUGAUGAGGAAGGGCAGGAAGAGGAGGUGAAGGUCACACAUGUGAAGUUCCUGCAACCACCGGUCCGCGAGCCCUCACCAGAGAGGGGAGAGUCUGAGAGCGGCUUCUCUGUCGUGGUAACUGCAUUGCCUAGCACGUUGCCAGGACGACUCAGCCUUGGUUUGGAGACGAGCCAGGCCUCUGUCCUUUCAACGGACACCACGCUGGAGUUCCAUGAUGCACCUCUGCCUGAAGACCUGGAGAUGGAGGCGCUUCAACAUCCAGCCAAUGAGGUCACAGAUGAGGAUGAUGAUGAAGUGGUGGUUAACCUCAAAACUCAAGCAGUACUGGAAGCCCCACUCUCAAAGGAGGAAGUGCAGCCUGCAGCAGCCAAUGAGCUGACUCUCCUCCUGUCACUGGAGGAAGGGCAGAACAAGGACCUGGAAGUAAAGGAAGAGGUCAGCAGAGAAGUGGAGCUGGACCAGGAAGUAGGGGAGAUGGAGGUCAGCCCUGAACAAGAGUCUAAGGCUGAAAAGGAAGUUGUAGUCCAACCAAGGGUCACACGGGCAGUAGAACCAACUCCUAACACGGAGGUGGUUGAGGAAUCUGAUCUUCACCAGGAAGUUAUUGAUAUGCCCAACCAUGAGCUUGAGGUGGAGACUGCGAAGGUGGUGGAGGAGGAGGAGACUCCCAAAGAGGAUGAAUCUCAACCCACUGAACCAAUGAAACCUGUGGAUGCCACAGAACACACUGAUCUGGAUGAGUUUGUGGAGCGCCAUCUGUUUGGCAACGACCUGUCUCCUCCCCUGACCCGCUCGGGCAUCCACAAGGCUUCUGACAACUGGACAUCCUUCAACAGUGAGCCUGUGUGUGACGUGGUAAAGGAGGAGUCUACUCCUACAGCCGUCCCCCUGGCCCUCACCACCCAGAAGUCUCUGGUGUCCAUAGCCACCUCCGACCCCACGGGCACCGACUCCCAAUCUGUGGUGAGCCUGAACGACAGUGAGGAACUCUCUAGUUCUGUGUUGGAGGAGGAUGAUGAUGAAGAUGAGUCAGAUGGUCCUGCUCAGCAGGACUCUGGCAGCGAGGUGGAGGUCAUCGAGGAGGUGCAGGGGAACGGGAGGCAGCGAGCCCCCUUACCGCCCCCCUCUCUCUUCCUGGACCAGCUCCCGCAGCCACACCCCCAGUUCCUGCCUGCACUAUCGGAGCAGGAUGCAGCUGUGCUCUCAUUGGUCACCACAGAGGCAGACCUAAAGAUGGUGGAGGAUGACCUAGAGGGGGAGGUGGUGAUGGUGAGGCUGGGGGUAGGAGGAGACGAGGUAGAGGGGGUUUGCUACACAGAGCUGAAGCCCUCCACCACCCUGCUGGUUCCUCUGGAGCUGGUGGAGGGUCAUGCCCUGGCCGACGGCGCCCACCUGGGGCUCAUUGAGGUGGGGGAAGGCAGCCAACCAGAGGUGGCCACCUCUGGAGCCCACAGCAGCUUCUCUCUGAUUCUGGAGGAUGGGGAUGACGAUGCAGACACUGUACCACUAGAACCCAGUAAGCAUCUGACCACAGAGGAGGCAGGUGGCACGUCUGAGACGCCUGUGACCGACCCGGAGGUCAUCUGCCUGAGUACGGACAACCAGGACACCCCCCUGGCUGCAGCUGAGCCCCUGCAGGAGCAGAAGACUGAGAUGGACACCCUGGAGGAGAUGGACACCCUGGAGGGGAUGGACACCCUGGAGGGGAUCAUGGAUAGCUGGACGGAGGCAGAGACUGGUGGAACUGAGGCCAUGUCAAUGGAGAAUGUUCCUCUAGUCACAGACGUCCUGCCUGAAUCCUUUGAGGCUAAACCAGCCAGAUCAGCUGAAGAUGUUGGCACAGACCAUGUAGAAGAGCCAGAUGAGAUCCCUGCUGACUCUGAACCAACCAAAGCAGAAGAGGCGUCACCAGUCCUGGAUGAGAAUGAGCAGCCGAACGGAGCGUUGGAGGAAAUGGAAGAGGAGACUCUCUCGUGUGCUCGUCGAAAGGAGGAGAUGGAGGCAGACGUUGUUGAGCUAGAAGAAGAGCGAGAGGAGCCCGUCACUGUCCCUGCAGACCAGCCUCUGUCUCAGGUAGAAAGCAAUGGCUCCAUCCAGUCAGAUAACCAUGAAAAUGUCCAGGGAGAAGCCAUAAGUGAGUUGGCAGCCAUACUUGAAGAAGAAGAAGCAGCUCAAACCGGAAAGCUCUCUAUAGCCAGGAAAGCCCCGUCCACUCCGACACGCAGGAUAACCAACCAGAGGAAGAUGGUGAAGUUUACCUCAGUGGAGGCGGAGAGGCCUGGGUCAGAGGACGAGAGGCCGGCGGGACAGACUGAGAUGGAGACAGACGCUCAGGUCCCAAUCACACCCAGACGGAGAACCAGGAGCUGCCGGCACGGCCAGGACUUCGGAGUUCCCGUCACACCUCGCCGAAGCGCUCGGAAAACUGAAUCCCAGCCAGAACCGGAGCCUUGGAGAGAGCAGGAGGAGAGGAAAAGGGAGGAAGAGGUCCCGGCGGCAACUGUGGUCCCAUCAAAGGCCACCCCGACCAAGCGGCGCACUCCACAGAAGGCCACUCCGAGGACGGGAACCCGCCAUACCAGGAACACCCAGGUUGGGAGCAACAGAGAGCGAACAGCCAUGGAUGAAACAGCCAACCAGGUGUCAGUUACACGCAGCGCUAGGAAGAGCACAACUGAAACCAAGACCCCAGCCGCCCAUACUCAGUCGGUGGUCCCUGAGGAGGAAGAGAAGGGGAAUGAUGAAAGGGCCAAACAGCCCAGCAGUCCAGGUAGGGUGACCCGCAAAUCGACCCGUGCGGGCGUGACCCUCGCCCUUUUCACAGAGGAAGUGGUUGCCCUGACCCCUCCCCGCAGCCGGAGGAAGACGAGGGGUGAAGGCACCGCUGAGAAGACGCCCUCCGCACUCGCCCUGGAUGACCCGCCCCUCAGCGUCUACCGUCGACCAACCAGGAGCCGCCUGUGGAACCACCAGGAGGACAUUCCUCUGUUGGAGACGCCGCUGGAGGUGGUCUCCGGAACGCCGGUGACCGACGCCCUCAUCCAGAGACUCCGUGACGAGGAGGUCAAGAGGGAAGUGGUUGAGGCCCCGGUCACAGAGAUGGUGAGAGUCAAGAGGAGAGUCACCAAGUCGUUGGGUCAGCGGUCGCCCUCUCCACUCCCGAUGGGAGACAUCAUGGUGCCUGAGGCCGACCAGGGAAGCCCCGUCAGGGACUCGUUCAUCUACUCACCACCUCGAAGGAGAACCAGAGGUAGGAGAGUAGAGUCUGCCGGUCAGAAUGACUUGUCUGCGCCUCCUGUUACUCGUACCAGGCGACCGGCGGACACCACUGCAGCACAGCCUGAUAACGAGGAAAAGAACUCAUCAGAAGACGAUGUGGAGAAAGAGACGGCUGCUGCUAAAACCAAAGCACCCAAGAGGCGAACAACCAAGCGCAAUGCAGCGCCCCCUCCCCCAGCCAAGGUGGAUUUAAUCUCUCCUAUGCCCAGCCCAGCCAAGCCCACCCCGCGCACCACGAGGAGGCUGGUGGAGGAGAACGAUGCCCCAGCCUCCCGGAUGAACCUCCGACGCAAACGAGUGCUGGAGGCAAUCUUCCCCAAACCAGUCACCCGCAGGAAGAAACUAUGAUCGGAUGCCAAUUUAGCCCUGAACAAACUACAGCAUCAACUUGGAAUCUUACAGACUGUCAGAACUCAUAGGGUGAAUCUCCUCGUCUCCUUUCCUUCAACUGCCCUGAAAAAUAGGGUGGGGGGGAAAGUAGUAAGGUGCCUGCUGGGUAUUUGCUUUUCAAUACACUAUAACACAGAUGAAGAAAAGGAGACAGAGGAAUCCAUUCUAGAGAUGCAACUGUGGACUGAACUCCUAACUUUACUCUGAGGAAACUAUUUUAUCCAGAUUUUCUUUUAACGGUUACAGCCUGUUUUUUUUUUUUUGUAUUUAUGACAGACAACCAGUGGAGAAUUUUUUUUUUAAAUGAAUUAAGCAAAUUUAAUUGGAUAUUGAUCAAAUAAUUUUCUAUAAAUUAUUGUUAUGUUUACAGGGCGGAAGACUGGGGGACUUGAACACCAAAAAAGUGUUUUUUAUUUCUGGAGAAUUCUUAAAUUUCUAUAAAUUGAUGCGUAUGUAAAUAGUCUCUUUUGCCAUGUUAUGAAUAAAGUUGAAUACUUGUGAAUGAUCUGUGCUAAAUUUUAGUGUUUUGAAAAUGUUUGGCUCAUAAUCAUGAUGCCAAUAUCAGCCUUAAGACAAUUAUUUUACAGUUAAUUGCUGUUUUUCGAGUGAUUUAAAUUGCAAUGAUUUGGAUUAUUUUGGCUUUUUUUCCUGUACAGUAUCACUAACAUGUAUAUAACCUACACAGUAAAUCCACUGGGGCUGAUGAGGCUUGUUUUAAGGUCAUUUAUUUGACCAGCAUAACAUGCCGAUGAAUGUAGAAUGUCUUAUUUUCCAUGACUGCUCUUUGACAAUACGGUAAAGCUGAAGUAUUUCAUUGA